This is a messenger RNA of Branchiostoma floridae (Florida lancelet), 3137 nucleotides long. Its product is annotated as dTDP-glucose 4,6-dehydratase-like. The record is from RefSeq and is a predicted model, not a curated record. Bases 16 to 1137 code for a protein of 373 amino acids. NCBI's taxonomy places the organism in Eukaryota, Metazoa, Chordata, Leptocardii, Amphioxiformes, Branchiostomatidae. The transcript is spliced from 3 exons.
GACGCCAGAUCGCGCAUGCGCUGUGAGGGCCUGCCACCGGAGACACACACGCUUCCGUGUCCGCACACCGGCGUCUUGAUCCGAACAAGAAACAGCGUGCUCCUCAAGAAAAGUCUGCGCUACUCAGAGCUUCUCUGCAAGAUUAACAGUCAAGUCAAACCAGGUAGGACCAGCGACAUGCCUAACAUCACGAGUGAGAACGGACUGCGAGUGUUGGUGACGGGAGGGGCCGGGUACCUGGGCUCCUCGAUGGUCCCCAUGCUGCUCCACGAAGGCUACCACGUCACCGUCUACGACAUCUUCGUGCACGGCAUCUUCUCGCUCCUCCCCGUGGCGGACCACCCCAGGCUCCGCGUGGUCUGCGGGGACAUCUUGGACGAGGAGCGGCUGGCAGCGGCCAUGGCGGAUGUCGACUUCAUCGUCCACCUGGCAGCCAUUGUGGGUUAUCCCGCGUGUGAUGCCAACCCCAAACUCGCUGUCAGGGUCAAUAAGGAGGGUACAGAGAACAUCGUCCGGUUGUUACAGCCCCACCAGGGGAUGGUGUACUCCUCGACAGGCUCGUGUUACGGAGCGGUGGAGGGGACGUGCAAUGAGGAGACUCCCAUCAGCCCGCUGACCCUGUACGGCCGCACCAAGGCGGAGGGAGAGGCUGCAGUACUGGCGGCAGGGGGCGUCGCUCUCCGCCUGGCGACCGUCUUCGGGGUGUCCCCGCGGCUGCGCCUGGACCUGCUGGUGAACGACCUGACCAACCGGGCGCUGAAGGAGCACCACUUCUCGCUGUACGAGGGCUCCUUCAGGCGCACCUUCCUGCACUGCAAGGACGCGGCGCACGCCUUCGUCUUCAGCCUCAAGAACUACGAGCGCAUGAAGGGCGGCGCCUUCAACGUGGGCGACGAGAAAAUGAACAUGACCAAGGCCUCCGUGGCCAAGUGCAUCCAGGAGAUGGUUCCCGGGUGCAUCAUCACGCUGUCGGAAGACGGGGAGGACAAGGACAAACGGGACUAUGAGGUUUCCUACGCUAAGAUCCGCAAGCUCGGCUACCAUUCCACUCUCAGCGUCCAGGAUGGCAUACGGGAGCUCGUCAAGGUCCUGCCUGCGAUGACGGAGGAGGAUAUCAUUCGCUGCAGGAACGUAUGAGAUACGGCCGGCAUGUGCCGCCCUCCUUUAAAAUCUUAGACAUUAGGGGUGAAUGUGUGUGGGUGACUUCAUAUAGGACAGUUUCUCAGACGUAAAAACAUAUAACAGAAUAUAUGCAGACUAAACGUAAAUUAUAGGUCUUAAGAGAUCAUUUCUUCCUAAUGUUUCGUAAACAUGUGAAUGUCAUGGUAAUUAUGAGACUUUUUUCCUUAUUUCAAAUUAAUCCAUGAAUGAUUUAAACCCCGGGAUUACAUGUAUAUGUGGGGAUGUUUAUUACAAUAUUGCAAUUUUUGUAUGGAUUUGUACUGAUAAUUUGCGAUGUUUUAAAAUCCCUUGCACUUUUGGCCAGUUAUUAUUAUAACGUUACACAUUAUAGUUUCAUGGGAACAGCUUUAUUUUGUUAUAGAUUUCUAUAGGUAGCCUUUUCAGCAAUGCCUCUGACAGAGGCAUUUUUAAAAGUACAUGUUAUGAGUUUCAUGGUAUCUUAAUGGUACUCAAUGUAAACUGAGAACGAUGUUCAAAGUAAAUGUUUUUGGUCAUUUUUUCACAGAGUAAGUCAUUGCACAACAAAUCAUGCACAACAAUACUCAAGUUGGGAUGAAAAGGGGGUCAUCAUUACAUCAUACAAACAUGUAGAAACGCUGGUUUGUUACACCCAGCUAUGUAUUUAUUGGUGCCACUGAAAAUUGAGGGAACCAUGCUGCCAGUUGUUUUUGUACUGUUUGUAGACACAGCAAGUAUGACAUCAUGACCAAAGUGUGCUUAGAAUUUCCGUUUUAAUAUCAAUAAAAUUAAGUCAUUGUCCAGGAUAUUUUCACUUGAAAUGUCAUCAAAAUCGUACAUUCAGCAUGCGUAAUAAUCAGGAAAAUUUGUGGAUGAAAAACUGAGUAGAUUCUAAAGAUGAUCUCCUCUUGAUUGUUUUAGAAAUAAGUAAAUGUUGGAUGUGAACAAGGUGUAGGUGUAGGUGUGUACAGUUAACUUGAUACUAGGUUCAUACAAAAAUGAUAGAUAGGCUUCAUUGACGCACACUAAGCAAAUUCUCACGUAAAAAAGUCUUCUUCCUUUAGAUUAAGACUGAACUAUCUGUGCCAUUUUAGAUGAAUGACCAGGUUGGCCUGGGUACUUGUUUGCUUGUUUGUUUUGUAUGUAUGUAUGUUAUCUUGUCUGACACUUCAUAUGCAAGGUAUUGGAGCUAUGUUAAGUUACAAAGUAAGUGAAUUAACUAGCAUCAAUGUAAAUUCCAGGCUGUGUUAACUGAUAAAUAUUGGUAUCCAACAGCAGCUUAUUGGACAGCAUGCCCCCCUCCCCAUUCCUUGCUAUGGACUUUCUCAUGGAUCCCAUUGUCUGCUGGGAGAUGUGGGGAACUGUGGGUAAUAAUAGUGCAAACAAACUUGAUACCAUGAUGUAACAGACUGGACUGGAGUCAAUAGGCAGUAGGCAUGCACUGUAUAGUGUAUACAUAUGGCAAUGAUAUCCUCAGUGUCACACAUGUCCACCAGGCUCUGUGGGAUCUGUGAAAUAGUCAGUAAGGCAUCUGUUUGAAAUGACAAAUAUUUUGGUGACUGCUUGUGGUCAGAUCCCUUUUACUGUGUACAUGACUAAAUUUCAUGUAGGAAAGUCUGUAAAAACAUAGAAAAACUUUGUUCAAUUACAUGUAUUGUCUGUAGCCAUGUAGCAUUAGCAAGCAAAGACAUGGUCCAGCAAUGUCUGUCACUUUGACAGUAGGGACAAGAAUCACAUAACUGGAAUUGUAUAAUACUUGAGAUAAAAUACAGAUGCAGGUCCAAAAUUAGUAGGACAUAACAUCAUUGUGUGUGCACCGUACAUGAAUAAAGUUACACCAGAUUAUAUAUACCUAUUUUGUUACUGAAAGUGUUUUAUUUUAUUUCCACCAGUGUAGCGCUGGAAGAAAUUAAACACCUAAGAGUUGAUAUCCUCCUGCAAGAGUAUACUCUUUGUCUGAGAAACCAAAAGUCCAAGUAAACAUUCUGUUAACUGUU